AUGUGGAACGAUGAGGACAAUAACCCCUACGGGACCAGCUUUGAGCGCCGUGAUUCAACAGCCUCCUCAACAGCGAACCCAAGUUCUCCGGGAUCUCAUCUUACAGAAGCUGACGACGGCUGGGGACCCCUAGAUAAUGAUUUCAACGGCCCCCGCACCCCCUCCACCGACAGCAAUCAUCAAGACCUAGAAAACGAACCUCAUAUCCCAGGGUACGGAGACGACCAUGGAGACGACGCUGGUAGCGAUGAAGAGUAUGGGGUAGCAACUGAAAGACAGGGACCGAAGCCGAAGAAGGGGGGUUAUGAUAGUCGCAUCGAACAGAUACUCUACGAGAACCCGCAGCUUCCAAUACUGAUUGUCGACGCGGGUAAGAGCAAUGAGAGUGGUGGAAAGUAUAUUGUGUAUACAAUUAGGACUGGGGAUCUUGAAGUUCGAAGACGGUAUUCUGAAUUCGCAACUCUCCGAGACGCCCUGGCAAGAUUACACCCUACCCUAAUUAUCCCUCCAAUUCCCGAGAAACAUACAAUGGCAGAUUAUGCUGCAAAUCCAACAAAAGCAAAACAGGACCAACAAAUAAUUGAUCUGCGGAAACGGAUGUUGGCAGUAUUUCUGAAUAGAUGUCGGCAGAUGGAUGAUGUUCGGAAUGAUGGGGUUUGGUGGAGGUUUCUGGAUCCAAACUCAAGCUGGAAUGAAGUACUGCACUCUCAUCCCAUCGCAAACAUUCCAAAGUCAACUAUGAAAGCUCCACCACUGGACCCCGCAAAUCCAACACCUGCACAUGCUCAUCUUCCAGUUCCCGCUACUUCCGCGAAACUUAAGGGAACCUCAUCAUCAAGUACAAAUCCUCAGGGCAUGUCGAAUCAACCUUCAGAAUAUCAAUCAAGUCCGUCUGUUGCCGCCCAUAGUACCCCAGGAAUACAAGUAUUUGGUAAAUUUCCACCGGAUUCACAAAAUCUGAGCGAGCAAGACCUUGAUCCUUAUUUCAUAAACUUUGAAGCGUCAACGAAAGAGCUUGAAUUGCUUCUUACAGGACCGAUCGAAAAGGUUAAUCGGCGUACAUUGACGCAUCUUUCAACAUUGUCUUCGGAUUUAGCAGAGCUUGGCGCUAGAUUCAAUGGAUUCUCAUUGUCGGAAUCUUCACCAUCUCUUGCAGCCGCAAUUGAGCGCGUGGGGCAAGCUGUUGACUCUUCAUAUCUUGCUACCGAGGAGCUUUCUGGAUCACUAGGUGCAAGCUUUGCUGAACCCAUGCGAGAAAGUGCUCAGUUUGCGGGGGUAGUACGAGGAGUUCUCCGAUACAGAGUACUAAAACGGGUGCAGCAAGAAAUGACAAAUGAUGAACUGGCUAAAAAGAGAGCAUUACUUGAGUCGUUGGAAAGAAGCGAAACCGAAGCAAAAAGGAUCGAAACAUAUCUUAGUAGCAGUGGGACAGGAAAUUUGCCUCGAAGGUCAAAUUCGUCAGCUAGAGACUCGCCACACUCUCCUAGACGCGAGAAUCACCAAGAUGAUACCGCGUCUAUCGAUUCCGAUUUCCCUCCAACACAUGGAGAUUCAUCAAACACCCCAUCUGCAGCUCAAGGUAGUCCUGAGGAACAGCCUCCACCAGUUCACCGUAAAAGCUCGAGCGGUAACUUUAUCACAAAUAGAAUAUUUGGACGUAUCAGUCAUGCGGUCCAUGGAGUUGUGGACGUCGAUCCAGAGAGAACUCGCAGAGACACAAUUGGGAAGACGAGGGAGUCAAUUGGACACCUGGAACAAGCACAGCGGGCUUCUGCGCAGGACGUAAGAGAUGCAAGUGCCGGUAUUUUGAAGGAUUUGAAGAGAUUCCAGGCCGAAAAGGAGGAUGAUUUGAAGCGUUAUAUGCUCGCGUAUGCACGAAGUCAGAUCGAGUGGGCCAAAAAGAAUAAAGAAACGUGGGAGGAAGCGAAAUCCGAAAUUAACAAGAUAGAUCAGAAUUAA
Molecule: messenger RNA, 1959 nt
Organism: Glarea lozoyensis ATCC 20868
Lineage: Eukaryota; Fungi; Ascomycota; Leotiomycetes; Helotiales; Helotiaceae
Product: PX
Exons: 5
Coding region: 1-1959 (652 amino acids)
Biological process (GO): retrograde transport, endosome to Golgi
Molecular function (GO): phosphatidylinositol binding
Source: RefSeq, a predicted model, not a curated record